Ipomoea nil (Japanese morning glory) is the source of this 511-nucleotide messenger RNA. RefSeq lists its product as uncharacterized. Bases 158 to 487 code for a protein of 109 amino acids. The transcript is spliced from 3 exons. Lineage: Eukaryota; Viridiplantae; Streptophyta; Magnoliopsida; Solanales; Convolvulaceae. The record is from RefSeq and is a predicted model, not a curated record.
UGGAAAUCACACAUCGGCAUUGGCAUCGGCAUCAGCAUCGGCAUCGACAUCGACAUCGAUUCCCAUAGUAGCAUCAAGACCCUUAUCACCAUCCACGCCAUCUACGGCUACUAAUAAUGGUCAGGUUGGACAAGAUGUAGUUAGGCAACAAGGUGAUAUGGUUGACUCUGUAGGAGUGCAUGGACGCCUACGAAUUGAUGUUAAGGAUAAUAUGUUGACUAGCUCAGAUGUAUGUGCUAGAAAAAUUACUAAGUUGUUCAAAGAAAGAAUAGAUCCCAAUGGUUAUGCAUGGGGACAACUUAGUGUUGAGACAGUUGAAUUUUAUUGGGAAGAAUUCAAGAAAUUUUUUGAGUGGGAUGCUACUAAAACUGCUGUAGUGUAUAAUGUUUGGGAGAUAAAGGCUAAAAGAAGAUAUGCUGAUUACAUAAGCAGAAUAAGGAAAAAGCCAAGACCUCCCUAUGUCCCACCAGAAAUAUGGACAAAAUAGAAUGAUGUUUGGAAUUCUGAGGAG